AUGUCAGCUUGUUCAAUAUUGUUGAGCGGAUUUGGGCAGGGGAAAGCGUUACAGAUAUGGUUCGCCAAUGCCUCGCGGCAUUGUUGGCGGAGCCGAGUGCGCUUUUCAUUACUGUCUCGGGCCAUUGGACUUUUCCCGAACACUGAUGCGAAUUGUGUUCAUUCGCGGUCGUCUAUCAGGAACAUAUCGUAUCCAUUUCGCUCCUUUAACCCAGCAUGGCCAAGGUCACCUCACCCUAUGUGCAAGUGA
Messenger RNA from Aspergillus welwitschiae, 249 nucleotides. RefSeq lists its product as uncharacterized. The record is from RefSeq and is a predicted model, not a curated record. Bases 1 to 249 code for a protein of 82 amino acids. The transcript has a single exon. Lineage: Eukaryota; Fungi; Ascomycota; Eurotiomycetes; Eurotiales; Aspergillaceae.